AUGCCGCUGCGCUACAACGCACCGGACCUUCCGGCCACGCAGAUCUUCGCCGGCGGACUUUCAUGUGGGUUGGAAGCUGUGCGUGAGCCAGAGGUUGCGGACAGCAAGAGCAGCAGUGGUGCUGGUGGCGGUGAUGGAACGGUUGAGCCGCAGUUCACCCAAGGGCGUCUUGUUUACGCCUGUGCAGAGCGCGACGGCGUGUUGGAGUGGCACCGCAACGGCAAGUGCGAGCACGAAGUUUUGCUGGGCACCCCGAGUGCGUGCCCGCGGUGGACGCUGGAGGUGGCGGCCGCGCGUCUGCGUUCUGCGGAGGAGGCGCUGCGUCAAGAGGAGGCGGAGGCAGAGAGCAUAGGAAGAAAGAAGGGCGUGUAG
Messenger RNA from Trypanosoma grayi, 372 nucleotides. RefSeq lists its product as hypothetical. The transcript has a single exon. The record is from RefSeq and is a predicted model, not a curated record. Lineage: Eukaryota; Euglenozoa; Kinetoplastea; Trypanosomatida; Trypanosomatidae. The coding region runs from base 1 to 372 and encodes 123 amino acids.